AAGUAGGGAGAGAACGGAUAUCUGCCAUUACGAAGCCAACCCUGGAAAACCAGGGCCAUUAAUACUACUCCCACCCGUCGUCUAUCUCCUCCUCAACCACCGCCCCGAGAUCUCCCCUUCUCUCUCCUCGCGCCGUUUUCCUCUCUACCUCUUUGAUCCGGCAAUGGCCGCGCCCGCCCCUGCCACCACCGGCGACCUCCUACGCGUCGACCCCCUCGAGCUACGCUUCCCCUUCGAGUUGAAGAAGCAGAUCUCGUGCUCCAUGCAGCUGUCGAAUCACACCGACGACUACAUCGCCUUCAAGGUGAAAACUACAAGUCCAAAGAAGUAUUCGGUGCGACCCAACACUGGGGUUGUCUUGCCACGGUCUACCUGUGAUGUUGUUGUUACGAUGCAAGCACAGCGGGAAGCCCCGCCUGACAUGCAGUGCAAGGAUAAGUUCCUAGUCCAAAGCGUCGUUGCCCCUGCUGGUAUAACUGUGAAGGAUGUCACUGGGGAUAUGUUUACGAAGGAGUCUGGGUAUAAGAUGGAAGAGGUCAAAUUGCGAGUGACCUAUGUUGCUCCUCCACAGCCACCCUCUCCAGUUCCAGAGGAAUCUGAAGAAGGUUCUCCACCUAGGGCUUCUGAAUCAGAAAACGGAGAUGGACCUUCUGGAGGAUUCACCAGAGCACUAAGAGAGCGCAUUGAGCCUCAAGACAAAUCUACAGAGGCUGGAGCUUUGGUUUCCAAGUUGACUGAAGAGAAGAAUUCCGCGAUUCAACAGAAUCAUAGACUUAGACAGGAACUUGACUUGGUGAGGCAGGAGAUCAGCAAGAGGCGUGGAGGGGGCUUCUCCUUCAUCGUCGUCAUAAUUGUUGCUCUGAUCGGCGCCAUCCUCGGCUACCUGAUGAAGUCGUAAUUCUUUCAGGCUGUCCUCUGCUGGCCAUACCAGAGGCAGUCGUGCAAGUUGUGUUUGGGAAGAACUCGAAAAAAAAACUGUUGAAACCAGAUGUCCUGAGAUCAUCCUUCAUAUUUUGUCGAUAUAGGAGUGGGUACGUGAGGAAUGCUGGGCCAGUGUUUAAGCUUUUCUUUUCCUUGUUGUUUCUCCGUUGGAUGGGCAUUGCGGACGCUGUAACUUGAAAGUUGCAUCAAUUGCUUCUGUUUCAUAGUUUUA
Messenger RNA from Zea mays, 1153 nucleotides. RefSeq lists its product as uncharacterized. Gene Ontology annotation, biological process: endoplasmic reticulum membrane organization. The coding region runs from base 164 to 898 and encodes 244 amino acids. Lineage: Eukaryota; Viridiplantae; Streptophyta; Magnoliopsida; Poales; Poaceae. Gene Ontology annotation, cellular component: endoplasmic reticulum membrane; plasma membrane. The record is from RefSeq and is marked provisional. The transcript is spliced from 8 exons.